AUGACUCUUUUGGAAAAAGUAUCAAAGAAUAAAAGGGUCAAUUACAAGGUGGCUCUGAGGAAUGUUCUUGAAAGCCUUGAGGAUGAGGAUAUUCAUUGGAGGCAGUACCUGACGUGGGAAUUACCCGAUGACCUCCAGUCCAAUAUCGAUUGGGUUAGACGGGUAAGUCCCAUUUUUGCCAAUAACUAUGUGGUGCAUCAUGCACCACAUUUGCUUGCAAAACAAUUUGGUUUGACAAACAACGUCAAAUAUACACUGUAUCACAUCGGAAUGAAGGAUAAUCGGGGAUCAAAAUCUCACAAUUGGACUAAAAAAUAUGAAGUUCAUAUCGCGAAGUGGAUGAACCCAUUAUUUUUGGAAGAUCCACCAGCAGUCCACGGAGAGACCUCUCCAAGUAGAGAAGAUAAUCCAGCACUCCCCCCCUUGCAGCUCUCCCCCGGCAGCGAAGAUCCCCCCUCCUCCAGCAGAGAAGAUCCCUCCAGCAGAAUAUCAAAAGUUGCAGGGGAACAACCUGCCGGCCAAGAAAUAUGCGUCUUUGUAAGGAGCAAAAGAAAGGGCGUGGCCCAAGAUCCUCAUGCUGCCCAUCAAGAAACUGGUCCUGACCCUCCAGAAUCAUUUGAGCCAAUAACAGAUCUUCAUCUUCCCGUUGAAGACACCGAUGAAACAGGCUCCCCAUUGCUGCCACAAAUGAUCCCCGUACCCCCAUGGACAACAAAAAAUAGAAGAAACAGAUUCCGUUGCUCUCCCCAGAGUUGCUUUCUCCCAAGUUUAUGUACGGAGGAAUAA
Messenger RNA from Striga asiatica, 786 nucleotides. The record is from the annotation of a GenBank genome assembly. NCBI's taxonomy places the organism in Eukaryota, Viridiplantae, Streptophyta, Magnoliopsida, Lamiales, Orobanchaceae.